AUGGAAGCACGCGUCCAAACUGAUUUCGUCCCUUCCCCCGCUUGCCCAGACCUCAGGGACGCGCCAUCCAACCCUCUAGGUCCGACAAUCUUCCAGCGAGGAAAACAACAACCCAAUCACGCUCCUCCAGGUCCUCCCGACACCGUGCAAACAAGGCGUGUCGCCGUCGCUUCGCGACAAUUUACAAACAAACCCAUCGCUAUCGCCAUCGCUGUCCAAGCAGAGUGUGGCCAUCAUUUGAUGCAAGACCAUCCGGCCAUCACUCGGACCAGAUAG
Rhizoctonia solani is the source of this 276-nucleotide messenger RNA. RefSeq lists its product as uncharacterized. Bases 1 to 276 code for a protein of 91 amino acids. Lineage: Eukaryota; Fungi; Basidiomycota; Agaricomycetes; Cantharellales; Ceratobasidiaceae. The record is from RefSeq and is a predicted model, not a curated record. The transcript has 2 exons.